Messenger RNA from Talaromyces stipitatus ATCC 10500, 1812 nucleotides. RefSeq names its product C2H2 zinc finger protein. The transcript is spliced from 2 exons. The record is from RefSeq and is a predicted model, not a curated record. Lineage: Eukaryota; Fungi; Ascomycota; Eurotiomycetes; Eurotiales; Trichocomaceae. Bases 1 to 1812 code for a protein of 603 amino acids.
AUGACUACUAUCGUGAUAACAGAAGCGCGCUCUGAUCCUCACCAUAUAUAUCCGCCGGGCAAGAUACACGGUGCCUUCAUGGCGGGACAAAUGCAAACAAGUAAUGAACCUGUCGCGAUAUCCCCGGCGGCUACAGCUAUACUCAGCAGUCCUUCCGAGCAGAUCUCGUAUCUUAAACAAUCUCCAAAACCGGAAUCGCAUCUCAGUUCCCUUGCGAGUGCCGGCCUACGCACAUCGCCAUCUCCUAAUUUCGAAACUUCUGCUCCCGCAACAACUACCGUCAACAUGGCUAGCUCAACAGGAGCUGGUACAGCAGAUCAACCAUCUGUGGCUGGGAAAGAACAGGAUACACAGCAUCAGGAUAGCCCACGUGUAGCCCAGGAGGCAUUGAACACUGCCCGCGAAGCUCGAAAGGAAGAUGAGGUUAGAUCUCAAGAUGCCGCCGGCGCUCCGACUAUUCUUCAUGGGUCCGCCGACACAAGCGCCAAACCAGCGCAGGUGCCGUCCGAUGACAUGCAAGUAGACUCAUAUACAAAUUCUGGCCCCUUCGCCGAGCCGUCUGGUGCUGGUGACCACACGGCAACACAAGCGUCCUUGAUGAAUACUUCCACUGUGGCCAGUCCUGGCCCGAUUGAGGACACUGCUUCUCAAGACGGCGACAGACCACGCCAUCAGACCGACUUGGCAGAUGAUGCAAACAAAGCGUUCUCGUAUCCAAUGCCCGCCAAUAACCCGCUGGACCCGCGCCGUGGUCUCAGCCUACCUCAUUCCGGAUUCCAUAAAGGAGAACGUCCACACAUUUGCGAUAAGUGUGGUCGCAGGUUUGCGCGAGGAGAUGCUUUAGCUCGGCAUAACAAAGGCCAAGGGGGCUGCGCUGGACGACGUUCAAGUAUGGGAAGUUAUGCAGGUGAAGAAGAUUUUGGAGAAAACGCCGUUGGAGCGGACGACACUAUGGAUGGUCUUAUGUAUACUGAGCCCGAGCGAAUGGACGAAGAAGAGGAACGUCGUCUUGGUCUACCAAGUAUACGUAAGCAUAAUAAUGUAUCUUCCGAGCCCAUGCCACGCGCACCGGGAGUUUUUCAGAAUCGAGCACCAAGCACAUAUCCUCCAAUUGCUUCAACUCAACCACCGCCGCCGCCUCCUCCCCGUGGUCUUUUCCCACCUCCGACAAACCAUGGCGGAGGUUCAAGCUCUUCUACCUCACCCAUUUCCACAAGUGGAACUAUGACUUUCCCUGCAACCGCGCAUUCAUCUUCUACAUCUACCUCCUUUCCCGCACCCAAUAUGACAGAAAGUCCUAAGCCCCUUUCGCCAAAUCCACUUUCUUCGCAAGUAAGCCACGCACCCGAGGCGGCAGCAAUUCAUGCUCAUCAGCAGCAUCGACCUCAUUCACCCAGUUUGAGUCAACAAUAUUUCAGACAUGGCCAAGGUUCUCUGGGUCUCCCGCCGCCGCAGCUGCCACCUCCACCUGGUCUCAAUGCUCCAGACUCACGGUUUUUGCACAGUCAAGGGUCGGUGCAGAACGGGCCCGGGUCUUUGUCUGCUAAACAUAGUGGUACUCACAGCCACUCGAGCAGUUUGGGCGCACCUUUACCGCCUCAGUCAAAUAUUGAUCCGACACCUAGCGGUGCUGCGGAGACUAACAUGCAAGGGGAGUCUCGGGAAGAUAAGUUGUGGGCAUAUAUCAGAUCCGUGCACGAAGAACUCGGCACUCUCCGGUCGGAAGUGGCAUCGUUACGUUCGCAACUCGCUGCACAAAAUCAAGGAGCGAGUUCAGCACAAUCGGGUCCGGUAAAUGCUGGUGUGCGAUGA